Alnus glutinosa is the source of this 1874-nucleotide messenger RNA. Its product is annotated as probable membrane-associated kinase regulator 2. Bases 19 to 1596 code for a protein of 525 amino acids. The transcript is spliced from 2 exons. The record is from RefSeq and is a predicted model, not a curated record. NCBI's taxonomy places the organism in Eukaryota, Viridiplantae, Streptophyta, Magnoliopsida, Fagales, Betulaceae. Gene Ontology annotation, cellular component: plasma membrane.
CCCGAGGACUGGUCUCACAUGAGCCCUGCAAUUACCUCUACGAAACAGACAAAACCAAAAAGCAAGAAAUCGCUCCACCUCUCUCUCUCUCUCUCUCUCUCUCUCUCUGGUAAAAGCUUUACCCACUCUGUUCACUCUGCCACCCCAAAGUUUCAGUACCUCUCCUGCAAACCCAUUAUAGCUAACCCCGUCGUAAACCCUCCUUUUCCCUCCUUACCUUUCACUGUUCCCAUUCCCUCUUUCUCUUCUAAAAAGCAAGUAGCUGAUUCUAUUUCCCCCACUUGUAUACUGGCUCUCCCUACCAUGGAAGCUUUCAGCCUGCUCAAGUACUGGAGAGGUAGCGGCGGUAUUAAUAGCGGAGGCGGUGGUGGAGGUGGCGGAGACUCCGCGAGAACUGCCGGUGCGACAACAAUCGUCGCCGCGGUGACUCAUAAUACGGCGGAGACUGACGAGGAGGACGACGACGACGAUGGGCCGUUCUUCGACUUGGAGUUCGCUGUUCCUGACGAAGAAGACGAUGCGGAAGGUGGAGACGAAACCCAGAACAGAGAACAGGAGGGAACCAACUGCGAGAACGAAAGCGAUGAAGAAGAGGAAGAAGAAGAAGAAGAGGAGAGAGAGUUCAACUUCACGCUUUCCUCUGGUUCCAGCAACGACCGAGCGGAUCCGAAUCUGUCUUUGUCUCCUUCCGAUGACCUGUUUUUCAAGGGAAGGCUCGUGCCGAUUGAGCCUUCCUCGCUUGUUUUCAACCCCUCCGAACCCAACUCCAAACAGCCGCAGUUAUUCCCUGUCUCGUUGUUGAAAUCCGCCACCAAGUUCCGCGUCUCCAUGCUGGGCCUCAAGAAAUCGAAAACAACUGCAAAUGCAGCCGGCCAGAAAACAGAGCCAACAAAUGGGUCCGUUGCCAGCACUGCUCCCAAACCGCAACAACAGAAACAGCAACAACAAGAAACGCAACAAAAGCAAGAACAGCCGCAGAGCAAGUCUUUCACUGUGAAGUUCAAGGUGGAGGAGGUUCCGAUCGUGUCCCUGUUCACCAGAGACAGCUCGAGAAGCGCUUCCGGGAACAACAAGGCGCAGAAUAAGCAGGCCAGCGUGGAAGAGUCGGCUUCUGACGAGAAGCGCUUCUCAAAGGACGUAAUGCACAAGUACUUGAAGAAGGUUAAGCCUCUCUACGUUCGGGUCUCCAGAAGGUACGGCGAGAAGCUGAGGUUUUCGGGGCAGCUAAACCUCGGCGCCGGAACCAAGGCUGCGCCGCCGGGUCCCACGCCGGCUCCUGUGAAGCCGGCGGCCGAGAAGGGCCAAGCUGAGCCGGAGGCUUCUUCUGAUCAGGGCUUGGCCAACAAUGUGAAGAUCAGUCAAAAGCUGAGAGUGGUGUGCAAGCACUUGGGGAAGAGCCGGUCCGCUUCGUCAGCGGCAGUGGCCGCAGCGCCGACGGGACCUAUUGCGUCGAAAAGGAGAGACGAUUCGCUGUUGCAGCAACAAGACGGGAUCCAGAGCGCCAUUCUGCAUUGCAAGCGGUCCUUCAAUGCCUCGAGAGAUUCGGAGUCUUCUCUACUGUCACGGUCUGUGAGCGAUCCCUCGCAUGAGAAAUAGUGGGGCAGAGGAAGGAAGCGGGUUGGUCUAAAGUGGUGAGUUGCUGUCACGAUCGGUUCGAUCUUUGAAGUCAAGAAAAUGAGAUAUUAUAUAUAUAUAUAUAUAUCUGCUUUGUUCUUUGUAAAUGCUUUUUAUAAAACUCCCCGAAAAAGAAGAAAAUUUGGUGGAGGAAAAGAGUUGUCUCAUGUCUAUUGAAAGACGACCGAGUGAGUGGUAGAGCAGAUGUGUAAAGCUCAUCUUUCCUUGAAAGUGAAAGCAGAAUCAAAUCUUUGUAUCUA